Messenger RNA from Protopolystoma xenopodis, 288 nucleotides. The record is from the annotation of a GenBank genome assembly. NCBI's taxonomy places the organism in Eukaryota, Metazoa, Platyhelminthes, Monogenea, Polystomatidea, Polystomatidae.
AUGACAAUGAUUCGCGGCGCGUUCCAGCGUGCCUCUCAAGCCCAACAGCCUCAGCCUACAGCCUCGUAUCCUUCAAACCACCAGACUCUUAGCGAUCCGACCCGUGAUGAAGGCAUAAUCGAUGGACUAGAUGAAGAAGACACUGCUGUUCAAGGUCUCAACUUCGGCCGUCUUGGCCAGUUGGCACGAAGUCAGAUGAUGGACACUCCUCCUUGGCAGUCAAGCAAUCCUCAGGAUGAAGAGAUCGACGAUGAUACUCUUGCUGCUACAGGAAUUUCUAGAGCGAAA